This is a messenger RNA of Paraglomus brasilianum, 189 nucleotides long. NCBI's taxonomy places the organism in Eukaryota, Fungi, Glomeromycota, Glomeromycetes, Paraglomerales, Paraglomeraceae. The record is from the annotation of a GenBank genome assembly.
AUGGAGCAACAAAACCAAACUGAAACAUUCAAAAUAGUCCAACCGCGACUCUUCUUUGCAGAUGAGACAGAAGCUAUGGAUAUAGACGUCAGGGAAACACACGCAGAGUUUGAUGACUUUUCAGACAGCGAAAGUGAUUUGUUGAAACUCUUUUCGAUGGGCCGCGAUGCACUUGGGUUAGGGUUCUAG